This is a messenger RNA of Ceratina calcarata, 2267 nucleotides long. RefSeq names its product WD repeat-containing protein wds (gene wds). Lineage: Eukaryota; Metazoa; Arthropoda; Insecta; Hymenoptera; Apidae. Gene Ontology annotation, cellular component: Set1C/COMPASS complex. Gene Ontology annotation, molecular function: histone binding. The transcript has 9 exons. Bases 489 to 1493 code for a protein of 334 amino acids. The record is from RefSeq and is a predicted model, not a curated record.
UCCAGACUGGGUUCAGGCGGUUCAGAACCAACUUCAGACCAACGAACUGCUGCAGCAACUGAAACUGUUUGUGAUCUGUCGUGGUCGUUGUGGUGAUCUCGUGAACGCGGAAUACUUGGAUAUUUUGUGAGAUGGAAAUAUAAACGAAAGGAAAGCAAACACGAGAGUCGACCGUGCAGAAUAAUUCUAUAUCCGCAAAGAAAUAGAUUUGAGAUUAGAAUUCGAGAACUUCGCGAACAAUACAAAUUUUCAGAAAUAGUGGUGUACAUACAUGUGCGUUGCUGAUUCGAGAGUAAUGUAACAUUAUCGUUAAUAAGAAACGCUACAAAUGUAACGACUCGAGGAUGCACUUGAUCGUAGUUAUGGCAAUAUAGAGGAAUUCAACGGUAUUCAUCCCUUUAACAAAGUCACGGUUAUUUCUUCUCCGACUUCAAGAACAUUUCAGUUACUCCGUCGCGAGCCGUUGUAUUUACUGAAUUGCAUAAAAAAUGGUGCCACUUGGUCCGUCGCCAGGGCAUCAAACAUCUGUCAAUAAUACCGUGAGUGCUCCCAGUACUGGGACUAAGAGCAGCUCUACACUGAAACCAAACUACACCCUGAAAUUUACUUUGGCUGGUCAUACCAAAGCAGUUUCAUCCGUGAAAUUUAGUCCUAACGGAGAAUGGCUAGCGAGCUCUUCUGCUGAUAAGUUAAUUAAAAUAUGGGGUUCAUACGAUGGGAAGUUCGAGAAAACCAUAUCCGGUCACAAACUCGGUAUCUCCGACGUCGCGUGGUCUAGCGACAGUAGAUUAUUGGUGUCUGCGUCUGACGAUAAAACAUUGAAAAUAUGGGAAUUGAGUUCCGGGAAGUGCUUGAAAACGUUGAAAGGUCACAGUAAUUACGUUUUCUGUUGUAACUUUAAUCCACAGUCGAAUCUGAUAGUUUCCGGAUCGUUCGACGAGAGUGUCCGUAUAUGGGACGUUAGAACUGGGAAAUGUCUAAAAACGCUGCCUGCCCAUUCGGAUCCUGUGAGCGCCGUUCACUUCAACAGGGACGGAUCGUUAAUCGUGUCCAGCAGUUACGACGGACUGUGUCGGAUUUGGGACACAGCGUCCGGUCAGUGUCUGAAGACCUUGAUAGACGACGAUAAUCCUCCUGUGUCGUUCGUCAAGUUCUCGCCGAAUGGGAAAUACAUUUUAGCGGCGACGUUGGACAACACGUUGAAACUGUGGGAUUACAGCAAAGGCAAAUGCCUGAAGACGUACACUGGUCACAAGAAUGAAAAAUAUUGUAUCUUCGCAAAUUUCUCGGUCACAGGAGGAAAGUGGAUCGUUUCGGGCUCCGAAGAUAAUAUGGUAUACAUUUGGAAUCUACAAACCAAGGAAAUUGUUCAGAAAUUACAAGGACACACAGACGUUGUAUUAUGCACGACGUGUCAUCCGACGGACAAUAUCAUAGCCUCGGCUGCUCUCGAAAACGACAAGACUAUCAAACUGUGGAAGAGUGACACGUAGAACGAACGUGUCAUCCGCGACUUCGUUACAAAACUCCCGGAUCGUCUUUGAACUUUUUAGAAACGUCGUAUCUAUUCUUUUUUUGGGAGGGAGGAUUUCCUAAACCUUCACCUCAUUUACUUUUUAAUCUUGACUUCCUGAUCCGACAAAAGUGGCGAUUUUAGAAGAUGCUUUGCCCUGCGGGUGAUCGUUGAUAGUUGGACGUUUAUUUUAUAAUGAAACUCGACGCAGACACAGAGCAUCGAUAUCCGAUGUGAAGUAUGUACAUAUGCGCGCGUGUAAUUGAAACGCAGUAUCAUUUUAAUGCAGACUACCAUUCUGAUUAAAUAAAGGCGAGGUACGAUUCGAAGUGUAAAUUAUUAUAUCGUGGAUCGUUUCCGAGUAUGACUCCGGACGUGAGGAUAGAUAUUUUUGUAGGCAAUGAACAUUCUCUUACUGUUUCAACCGUGCAGCCGUUGCUCUAUAUAUCCUCUAAACCUCGAUUCAACUUGUACAGCUAGGAUACAGACAUUUCGUUCGCCUAUUUGAAACAGUGUACAGUAGUAGUUGUAUCAACAGCACGAAGUAAGAAGAAAGGGAACUACUGUGAUGGACGGUGACGUAAAAAUACGUUUGUGUGAAGGAAGAGAAAAAUUUACUUCUAUUCCUGUCACACUGUUGCAUUGUCGAUAGAGCUAUAUAUCUUCUCUAGACACUGGGAACUAAAUUUUCAUCCGUUUAAUCGCGCGUCAGGCAGCGGAUAUGUAAUAAAUAAACGUUGUUCGACGGAAUUAA